This is a messenger RNA of Megalobrama amblycephala (Wuchang bream), 3442 nucleotides long. RefSeq names its product beta-1,4 N-acetylgalactosaminyltransferase 1-like. The transcript has 11 exons. Gene Ontology annotation, cellular component: Golgi membrane. Bases 1086 to 2249 code for a protein of 387 amino acids. Gene Ontology annotation, molecular function: hexosyltransferase activity. NCBI's taxonomy places the organism in Eukaryota, Metazoa, Chordata, Actinopteri, Cypriniformes, Xenocyprididae. Gene Ontology annotation, biological process: UDP-N-acetylgalactosamine metabolic process; UDP-N-acetylglucosamine metabolic process. The record is from RefSeq and is a predicted model, not a curated record.
UGGUAACAAGGAACAAUAAGAGGGGUAUAUAAGACAGCACUGUGUGAGGGUGUUCUUCUCUGUAGAACUCUGUAUCUGCAUUGAACAACCUUCUUGCAAGAAUAAAAUCAACACAGACAUUUUAAAUAUUUGUGUCAUUACAUUCUCACCACUAAAGGAAUAAACAAUUUUUCCACAACACCUUUCAAAAGAGACCUUAGGAAUGCUAUGGAGUAGAUUAUAUGUAUUUUUGUUCAUUGCCUCAACAACAAUGCAUGCAUGAGAAGACUCCAUCUCAUAGCUUUUCUAAUAAAAAAGGCAUUUCUUGCCUCAUUCUUUACUUGUGGAAUCAAGAGGAUUUUAAUGCCACAAUCUAUGUGCAUUCUGUGUUAAAUGUAUGUAAUUAUAUUGAGGAAAAAACUUCUACAGUAUGUGAAAGGUGAGUUGACCAUUUCCAUUGAUUGUGUUUCUAGCAUGCACAUGAAUAAUUAAUGUUACCUUUUCCAUUAUAUAACAGUUGUAUCAUCUUUUUACUAGCACGUUUUAAUGUCUCUGUGUAUGGCCAUGUCUCUUGUUUUCUAAAAAUAUAAGGUCAUGCUGUCUGAUUAGGUUACAUGCAUUGAAAAUGUGUCUUGAAGAAAAAUAUUCCACAUUCACCAUUUAAUGAUUGUGUAUAUGGUUCCUUUAAAUGUUACAUUGGCAACUGCAUCAGAUUUUUAAGUAGAGGUUAUUCUAUAAAAUGAAAUUUUAUUUAUUCAUUCUUUAUUCAUUGUUGUGCUGUAAAGUUAAGAAUUUUGUACUUCAUUUCAUAGCAUUGAAAUGCAUCAAAAUAAUUCCAUGCAAAAGCUUUUUUGAAAAUAUUCUUGAUUUAAGGUCACACAUUUCAUUUUCAUCCCACUGAAUCAAGAACAUGAGACUACUCUGUAUUGCUUUUCUAAAAACAAAAGGGCGUUUCUUGUACAACACCGUAUGCCGAACACCAUAGCUUUGGACCUUCGCCCACACCAAAUGUUUCUUGUGAACUCACCAAGCAAUUUGUUCCAAAAGAUGAACUAGAUGACAUCCUUGAACGAAGAGCAAAGGAGUUCAAUCAACACCAACACAGGAUGAAGACAAACACAAAAAUUCUUAUUGCCAAAGCCAACUGCCCACUCCAGUAUCCUACUGGUUUCAGGGUAGCUCCUCUGCAGAAAAGUUUGAUACCAGGUCUCGCUCUUCAAACACAAAAAAGAAGGGUAACAACAAACAAGAGGGAGGUGUACAAGGUGUCUUUGAGUGUGAAGAGUGGAGUGCUUUCAGUGGAGAAUGUUCUCGAUGAACAGCAGGUGGAUGGACAGGGUCAGAGUGAACUGAGCAUAUCAUCCAGCAACCUCACACAACUCAAUGAUCUGCUGUCUAGAGUGACAUACACCAGUACCAUCUAUCACAUUAAUACAAUUGACAUGGUUCAUUUCUCUUUUGAGGACCAUGAGGCCAUGUUUCCCAUCAUGAUUAGGAGACCAACAGUUCCUGUUCUUUAUGACCCCGGAAAGGAUAUCAACUCACAAGUGACCGUAAUUACCAAGACAUUUCUGAGGUAUAAGGAGCUGAAAGUCCUCAUCCAGAGUAUCCGGGAUUUUUACCCAAAUAUCAAGAUCAUUGUUGCAGAUGACAGCCUGAAGCCUGAGAAUGUGUCUGGAAACAACAUAGAGCACUACAUCAUGCCUCCUGCACAGGGCUGGUUUGCAGGCAGAAAUCUGGCUCUAUCCCAACUCACAACUAAAUACUUUCUGUGGGUCGAUGAUGACUUUGAGUUCUUGAAGGACACACGGAUCGAGAGUUUUGUGGAGAUUAUGGAAGCCAUUCCAGAUCUAGAUGUUGUUGGUGGUGAGGUCUCAGGUAACCAGUUCCAGUUCAUUUUUGAUUAUGAUGAGGGAACCGAAAAAGAAGGUGGCUGUCUAAGGCGUAUUAAAGGAGGGUUUCAUCAGCCACUUUCAGGCUAUAACGGAUGCUUUUUUGUGGAUGGUGUCACUAAUUUUUUCUUGGGGAGGACUGAAGCGGUGCGAAGAAUUGGCUUUGACCCAUUCCUUAAAAGAGUUGGACACACCGAGUUCUUCAUUGAUGCCCUUGGAAAACUGCUGGUUGUUUCAUGCAAGGGUCUUUCUAUCGGUCACCAGACACACCGGGAACAGAAACAAUAUGACUCAUACCGGACUCAGGAUAAACUUGAAGAGGAGAGAAAACUGGCCCACCAUUUUUUUAAGAAUUAUCUCAAAUGUAUCAAGUACUGAUUAGUAUUUAGUUCUGAUAAUUUUGGGAAAUAAUGGACAACAAAUCUGAUUAUCGAUUAAUCGCAUCUGUGCACUGUGAACAGAUAACAUCUGCCAGUCACUUUACGUAGUGAAAAAAGCAUUUCAAUGGACAAAAUGCACCUGAAGAAUAACAGAGGACAGAGUGACUUGCUGCGGGAGAAGUGCACAGCCUAAGUUGCCCUAAACACAAGAAUGCUUUAUAUGAAGAGCUUCAAAAUAAAUACAUAAGCAUAACGUUUAAUGUAACUUGCCCUGUGUGAGCGUAGAGUUUGAGACAUGAUUUGUCAUGAUAAAAUGCCAUUUACUUUCACCCUCUGAAUUCUAUUUGUCAAGAAAUAGAACACAGAGGGUGAAAGUAAAUGGCAUUUUAUCAGAUGUAUUAUGUUCAUCCACUGGUUCACCCCAGGGCUGUGUUCUUUCACCUUUAUUUUAAAUUUUGUAUAUGAAUAUGUGCCAAAGUAACCAUGUAAAUAGGACUAUAUUGAAAUUUGCUGAUGAUUUAGACAAGAGGCUUGUCUCCAGGAUAACAGAUCACUCAGUUGAGGCUUUUAAUUGGUGUAUACAUCACACAGGUAAAAGACCAAAUAUAAGAUCCUUCAGACUGUAGGUCAACAUUUGCAUUUCUCCAUCAUUAUGUAUGUCACAACAUUCUGAUUUUAUUUGAAAUGCUUUGAAAUGGUGUGACUUGUCAGUUUACACUCACCUAGGUGGAUUGUGCUACGGGACAAGGAACUGGAUCAAGGAGACCUCCAUGUCAGCAGUCACAUAUUACUGGUCUGUGCCUCUGUAAAGAGAGAUCAGAUGUCACAGUAUUCGUGUUUCUUGCCAUUUCAUCCAUUGUCGUUAAGGAUAUAGCGCUACCUGAUCAUUUCUGUAUUUUCUUUGAUAUAUUGAUCUCUCCGACUGUUGAAGUUAGAUUUAUCUCGGUCAAAAAGCGAUGCUUAAAUGAGAAUACUAGUGCACUGUUUAUGAAGGCUAUAUCUUUAACACCAAGCAUAUCUGCAGACUCUGUUGAUUUUCUCCUUGAUUCUUUUAACUCAAAAGUACAGAAUGUUAUUGAUAACAUUGCUCCUGUGAAUGUCAGGAAGAAAAGUAGCAGACAAAAAGCACCGUGGAGAAACUCAACAGCAGUGCAAAAUAUGAAAAGACAAUGCAGAAAAGCUGAGCGCAUG